Messenger RNA from Saccostrea echinata, 4349 nucleotides. RefSeq names its product polyamine-transporting ATPase 13A3-like. Gene Ontology annotation, cellular component: membrane. The record is from RefSeq and is a predicted model, not a curated record. Lineage: Eukaryota; Metazoa; Mollusca; Bivalvia; Ostreida; Ostreidae. The transcript has 29 exons. Gene Ontology annotation, biological process: polyamine transmembrane transport; intracellular calcium ion homeostasis. Gene Ontology annotation, molecular function: ATP binding; ATPase-coupled monoatomic cation transmembrane transporter activity; ATP hydrolysis activity. The coding region runs from base 67 to 4053 and encodes 1328 amino acids.
AAAAGAAUAUCGAUAUGUGGUAUUGAUAAAAAAAAAAAUUAGAAGCAGAUUUUAAAGACUAGGGAAAUGGUGGAAAUAGACAGAGGAGAAUACCACCAGGUGAAGAUGGAGAACGGAAUGGAUUCCGCUGUAAACAGUGGAGUGACGUAUCUCAACAAGGGCACAGAUGACCAAAUGGAAAUAUCUGGCUAUAAACUAAACAAGAUGAAGAGGUCCCUUGUAUACCUGGGGUAUCUACUGACUGGUGGAAUUUUACCCUUGGUUUUGUACUGGUGCCCACAAUGGUACAUUAAGUGUACUCACACUGAGACUCAGCUGUCAGAUGCCACUAAAGUAUUACUCAAGGAUCAGUAUGAACGGUGGUUUGUAGCUGAGGUGGUGCUAAUCACCAGAGAUGGUACAAGAGUCAAAAUAAUUCGUCCACCCCCAGCAUUUUUUUUCACCAAGAAACGACGGAAGGCUACUGCAGAUCUUCUACAGAGAGGGACUGAUGAAAAUCUGUUGAGGUAUUUUAUGGUGAAGAAAGUAAAAUAUUGCUGGAAUUAUGAAUCUCAGGAAUUCCAAAAACUCAAAGGUCUGGAGGAUAUUUUAACUUGUUCACAGCUUCAUACUUCACAGGGUCUGUCUGUCACGGAGGUGUGUCGCAGACGGGUUACAUAUGGUGCUAACUCCAUUGCUGUUCAUGUUAAACCAGUUUUAUACCUAUUGUUUAAAGAGGUAUUGUCACCUUUCUAUGUGUUCCAAGCCUUCAGUGCCUCAGUGUGGUUUUCUGACGAGUAUGAAAUCUAUGCUGCCUGUAUCGUCUUUCUCUCCACUUUGUCAAUCAUUGUUUCCAUUUACCAAACCAGAAAAAUGCAAAGAGCACUUAGAAAUACCAUUCAGUCAUCUACCAUUGUCAGCGUGUGUCGAGAAAAUAAUGAGUUUGUAGAUAUUCACUCGGAUGAUCUCGUACCUGGUGAUGUCCUUGAGAUCCCUCGACGUGGAUGUAUCAUGCAGUGUGAUGCAGUAUUACUGACAGGAAACUGCAUUGUCAAUGAAAGUAUGCUUACUGGUGAGAGUGUACCAAUUACAAAGACUCCUCUUCCUAACUCGGGGGGCCCAGGAGUUGACGGCAGCCAAUCGGAUCAUCAGGACGUAAAAUUCAGUAUCAAGGAGAAUGGAAAGCAUGUUCUGUUCUGUGGAACUGAAGUCAUCCAGACUCGUUUCUAUGGCGACCAAAAGGUCAAAGCAGUGGUCAUCAGAACAGGCUUCUCUACAUCCAAGGGAGAGUUAGUCAGGUCUAUCAUGUAUCCUAAACCUGCUGAUUUCAAGUUUGAGAGAGAUACAUAUAUUUUUGUGGGAGUUCUAGCCAUUAUUGCAGCCAUAGGAUUUAUAUAUACCAUUGUACUUGAGGUGAACGCUGGAGAGGAUACAUCAGACAUCAUACUACAUGCCCUGGAUAUCAUCACGAUUGCCGUACCCCCAGCACUUCCUGCUGCUCUGACCGUGGGGAUCGUGUUCGCUCAACAGAGGAUGAAGAACCAUCAAAUUUACUGUAUCAGUCCUCGAAGCAUCAAUGUGUGUGGGGGCAUUAACGCUGUCUGCUUUGAUAAGACGGGAACUCUUACAGAGGAUGGUCUUAUGAUGCAGGGAGUCAUACCUACUAGUGAUCAAAAAUUUGAGGAUGAAGUUUUAGAUCCGAGUCUUUUAAAAUCGAGUCCACUACUGAUUGGCAUGGCAACGUGUCACUCACUAACAAUUAUAGAAGGCAGCAUUGCUGGGGAUCCACUAGAUGCCAUUAUGUUCAACAGCAUUGACUGGGUGUUGGAGGAGCCGGGACAAGAGGAGAGUAGAUUUGAUAUGAUGGUCCCUACAGUGGUAUAUCCUGGAGCUUCUUCUCCAGUCAAGUCCAAGGAAGAUCUUCAGUAUGGGGUGGUUAGACAGUUUACAUUCUCAUCAGGACUUCAAAGAAUGUCAGUGGUGGCCAGAAAACUAAAAGGACAGAGUUUUGAGCUGUACACUAAAGGUGCUCCAGAAAUGAUUGUAUCCCUCUGUAAACCAGAUACCGUUCCUCCUGACUUUCAGGAGAAGUUGAUGUCGUACACGCAGCAUGGCUACAGAGUCAUAGCAAUGGCGUGGAAAGAAUUACCCUCCAAAAUCAAUUAUGUCAAGGUCCAAAGAAUACAAAGGGAACAGGUAGAAAAGGAUCUGAAUUUUCUGGGCCUGCUGGUGAUGGAAAACAAGCUGAAGCCAGAAACAACACCAGUAAUCAAUGAACUGAGGGAGGCCAACAUUAGAUGUAUCAUGGUCACAGGUGACAAUAUUUUAACUGCCAUCAGUGUAGCUCGGGAAUGUCGUAUGGUGGACACUGCAGACCAGAUUAUCCUAGUGGAGGCAGUUGUCACCAAAGACAACAAGCCCAUGUUGAACUUUGUGUACGCAGAUGAUAAGACAAAACCAGUGGAGGAGGUUAAGAAUGGGGGAUCAGGGAGUCUGAUUCAGAUUGAAGAGUUAGACCAAGUGUUCCACUUCGCCGUGGAGGGAAAGUCUUGGUGGGUUUUACAGAAACACUACCCAGAGAUUCUGUCCAAGGUGAUUGUCAAAGGAACUGUCUUUGCAAGAAUGUCACCAGAGCAGAAAGGUCAACUUGUAGAACUAUUACAAGAUCUGGGAUACUAUGUUGGUAUGUGUGGAGAUGGUGCUAAUGACUGUGGAGCACUUAAAAUGGCCCACGCUGGGAUAUCUCUCUCAGAGGCGGAGGCUUCUGUAGCCUCUCCAUUCACCUCCAAAGUCCCCAAUAUAGAAUGUGUUCCCAAUGUCAUCAGACAAGGAAGGGCAGCUUUAGUGACCUCAUACGGCAUCUUCAAAUACAUGGCUUGUUACAGCUUAACACAGUUUGUGUCAGUCUCUAUACUUUAUUGGAUAUCAGCUAGUCUUACUGAUCCGGAGUUCCUGUACAUUGAUCUAUUCCUUCUAUCAACUCUCAGCAUUACCUUUGGAAGGACUGAGCCUUACCCAGAACUGGCCAAGGAACCACCACCCAUUAGUCUGACCAAUAUCUUUCCCAUUAUGUCACUGGUUCUACAAAUGCUCAUCCAGGCAGCUGCCCAGGCUUUCUUUUACGUUCACAUCAAAUCACAACCAUGGUUUGAGCCAUUUGAAGAGAACCCUGAUGAUGACUAUUGGAGCUAUGAGAAUACGGCCAUUUUCUCCAUUUCUGCAUAUCAGUACAUCAUUCUAGCUGUUACUUUUGCCAAAGGCUACCCAUAUCGCAAAAACAUGUUCUCUAACUAUUGGUUCUUGGCCAAUGUUGUGAUUUGUUUGUUGACAACAAUUUGGGUCACGAUUUACCCUGAACCCGAGGGAUUCAAAGAAUUAAUGGAGCUUCGUCCACCUGAAGAUAUUAGUUAUCGACUCCUGUACCUCGGAAUAGCUGCUGCAAACUUUCUCUUGUCUGUGUUAAUAGAGACAUACCUGCUUGAUAACCCAUUUCUACGAAGUAGAUGUUCACAAUUCAUGGACCGCCAUUUUCAUAAAUCGGAAGCUAGGUACAAGAUCAUAGAAAGGGAGAUAAUUGAGACUCCUGACUGGCCUCCAGUAGAAAAGUUAAUGGAUGGGAAGACUAAUGGCUACAUGAGGCUGGAGAGUGUGAAUUCCUGUCACGGAGGCAGCAUCUCUUACCUGUCAGGUUCUGAAUCGGACAUCAAAAGUCUGUCAUCUGUUUCUUCUAACAAGACAGCUGCAAACAAAUGUCAUGAUCAUGUUGAUAAAUCCUUAUACAACCAAGGCUCCUUACCUUGCAUUGUACAGGAUUCCAAAGAUACACCAGCUUCUACAACAGUGACACCGACUCGGAAAUCACGGACAUUGAGCGAGUCAGCUGUAGACAACUCUGACAGGAAAUUGAACAGUCUGUUGAAUAACGAGGACAGUAUUCUGUCCAAUGAAAUCACUUCUUUGGCUCAAGCUCGAUCCAGGGACAAAAUCUCCAACAGUUCUAAUGUAAUUCCCCUUCUUGAUCCACCCCCAGGUAGAAAGAAAAGUGUUGGAUCCCAUGAAGAUAUAGGAAUCUGAGAGAAUUAAAUUUUUGUUUUUUAUGUCUUGUGUUUACAAUCAGUUUGUGUGUAUCUUUGCUUAUACUGAUAUGCUUAUUAGUUUUUGUAAGGUUUGCUGUGAUAUUCUUUUAAGACUUAAAACUAUUUGUAGAUUUAACAGAAAGUAUCACUGUAUACUUUAAAGUUUUAUGUACUCGUGAUAUUGUAGGUCACUCUUUUAUUUUACCAAAAAAUCUUUGUCCAAUAAUAAUGAAAAUUUGAUAUAUUUUUCCUCCAGACCAAUUUCUUUCUUGUAUUUAUACUAGUUCAAACCAA